AUGCCGCAAUCCUCCGUCCCUAUCGCAGAGAAGGACAUGAUGAAGCGGGACCCUGCCCAAGACAUCGAGUUCAACGGUGGGCUCGCGCCGGCUCCCUCUCAGAUGGGCGAAUGUCAGGACACCACCCAGGAUGCUAUUUUCGGCGAAAUUAGCGAGGACGGACCCAACUACCGCAGCGUUGGGUGGAUCGGCACCGUCGCUCUGAUGAUGAAGACCCAGAUCGGACUCGGUGUUCUUUCCAUUCCUGCUGUCUUUGACACGCUCGGAAUCGUGCCUGGGGUUAUCUGCUUAUGCGCCGUAUCUGCCAUCACCACUUGGUCAGACUAUAUCGUUAGCGUCUUUAAACUUCGCCAUCCAGAAGUUUACAGUAUUGAUGAUGCAGGCUUUUUGAUGUUUGGCCGCAUUGGGCGAGAAUUCUUGGGCAUUGCAUUCUGUCUCUACUUCAUCUUUGUGGCCGGAUCCGGAAUGUUAGGCAUCUCUAUCGGGGUGAACUCUUUGUCAGCUCAUGGCGCAUGCACUGCUAUAUUCGUCGCUGUCGCCGCUAUCAUCGGUUUCUUAUUCGCCAGCAUUCGCACACUGGGCCGCAUAAGUUUCCUUGCGUGGCUUGGGCUGAUUUGCAUUCUUGCUUCUAUCUUUGUCGUCACCAUUGCCGUUGGUAUCCAAGACCGACCUGACGCUGCGCCCCGGGAAGGUUCCUGGGAAUCCGACUUCAAAAUCACCAACAACCCAUCGUUUACCGAAGCCAUCUCGGCAGUGUCUGCGCUCGUCUUUGCCUACGCCUGCACUCCGGCUCUCUUCUCUAUCGCUUCUGAAAUGCGCGAGCCUCAGCAUUUCACUCGGGCACUGCUGGUAUGCCAGGGUGCCGUAACUGCAAUCUACAUUGCUAUUGGCUGCGUGGUCUACUAUUUCUGCGGCUCUUACGUUGCUACGCCUGCUCUGGGCUCGGCUGGCGUAACUGUCAAAAAGAUUGCUUAUGGCUUGGCUCUCCCGGGUUUGAUAGCCACUACUACUCUUAUGAUCCACUUUGCGGCCAAGUACACGUUUGUCCGUAUCUUGCGCGGAUCUAGGCACCUUGCUUCCAACAGUGCCAUCCACUGGGGAACCUGGCUCAGUUGCACUCUCGGGACUACAAUCAUCGCAUAUCUCAUCGCCAGCGGCAUUCCAGUGUUUGGUGGACUUGUUUCCCUGAUUGGGGCUCUGCUUGGCACGCUUAUGUCAUUUCAGCCGAUGGGCUGUAUGUGGCUCUAUGACAACUGGACCGCAGGAAGAAAGAACCCCUCAGUUUGGUGGGCUCUCAUGGUCGUCUGGAGUGUCUUCGUGAUCAUCUCUGGUACCUUUUUGAUGGUUGGCGGCACUUACGGCUCUGUUGUUGGCAUUGUCGAUUCGUACGAGAGCUCUGGAGGAUCGGUCCCGUGGUCUUGCGCUGAUAACUCGAACUCAGUUUAG
Fusarium keratoplasticum is the source of this 1446-nucleotide messenger RNA. Its product is annotated as Aa-trans domain-containing protein. Gene Ontology annotation, molecular function: amino acid transmembrane transporter activity. The coding region runs from base 1 to 1446 and encodes 481 amino acids. The record is from RefSeq and is a predicted model, not a curated record. Lineage: Eukaryota; Fungi; Ascomycota; Sordariomycetes; Hypocreales; Nectriaceae. Gene Ontology annotation, cellular component: vacuolar membrane. The transcript has 5 exons. Gene Ontology annotation, biological process: amino acid transmembrane transport.